AUGGUUCAGUCCGCCACGGUCAACGUCACUCGACGGCGAAAACUCCAAAAAAGAAAGACACGAUCCAAAAUACACCGCAGUCACCCUCACGACACCAACAAACCAGCCCACCGCGGUACGAGCAACUACGCCAACAACCGAAAGAACUCCAUUAAGGGCAUACCUCCAAGGAACCGAACGAUGCCCCCAAAAACUCACCACCCAAUCCAAUCAACAUCAACGCCAAGCACACACAUCUGGGCCGCCCACUCAGGAGGCCACCAAGUGGCAGAAAACCCAUACUCAAACACAACCGCCUGGCGCGACACGCGCGCCGAGAAACUCGCGCGCCAGUUCCGGCAUGGCGAUUGUCUGCCCGCGAAGUCUGAGGCUAGGGGGGAGAUCGAGCCAGGUGCGUUUGAUGGGACGGUUCCUGCUUCGCCAGAUGCGCCGAAGACAGGACAUGCACAUGUGAGUGCGGAUUGGGGACAGGGGGAGUAUAGAUGGGUUUCGGAUGCGGAGGCUGCGCGGUCGAAGUUGGGUGUUAGGGAUAUUAGGAGCUUUAUGGGGAUUAAUAAGCGCAAGGCAGAGCAAGACGUUUGGACGGAGAAGAAUUUGAAAUGUGUUAAGCCGGUUGAUGGGAAGGGGUUGAGUUCGAGGUUGAAGUCUUCGUCAGCUGUGCCCAACACAGAAAUCGACUCCAAAUCCGAGAUUGGAUCUGGAAAAUCAGAAGAAAUACCCAGCCAAACCAAGUCCGAAGCAGAUACCACCACAAGCCCAGCAUCAGAUCCAGAAAAAACCCCCUCCCAAAUCCUCCACGGAACAACAAUCUACAUAAACGGCUCAACGCUCCCAAGAAUCUCAGACCACAAGCUCAAACACCUCCUCACACUGCACGGCGCAAAAGUCGCAAGCUACAUGGCUCGGAAGACCGUCUCGCAUGUUAUCGUUGGCACGCCUGGGACGUUGGGAGUUGGUGCGGGGGGUGGUCUUGCGGCGAGGAAGUUGCAGGAGGAGAUUUCGAGGGGUGGGUUUAAGGGAGUUAGAAUUGUUGGAGUGGAGUGGGUACUUGAGAGUAUCAAGGCUGGGAAACGGCUUGCUGAGUCGAGGUUUGCGGUAUUGAAUGUUGCGCCGAAGGGGCAGAGGAGUGUUUUUGGGAUGUUUGGGAAAUGA
Penicillium argentinense is the source of this 1152-nucleotide messenger RNA. RefSeq lists its product as uncharacterized. NCBI's taxonomy places the organism in Eukaryota, Fungi, Ascomycota, Eurotiomycetes, Eurotiales, Aspergillaceae. Gene Ontology annotation, biological process: error-free translesion synthesis; error-prone translesion synthesis. The coding region runs from base 1 to 1152 and encodes 383 amino acids. Gene Ontology annotation, cellular component: nucleus. The record is from RefSeq and is a predicted model, not a curated record. The transcript is spliced from 2 exons. Gene Ontology annotation, molecular function: DNA-directed DNA polymerase activity; deoxycytidyl transferase activity.